This is a messenger RNA of Lingula anatina, 1100 nucleotides long. RefSeq names its product phosducin-like protein 3. Gene Ontology annotation, biological process: protein folding. NCBI's taxonomy places the organism in Eukaryota, Metazoa, Brachiopoda, Lingulata, Lingulida, Lingulidae. Gene Ontology annotation, cellular component: cytoplasm. The record is from RefSeq and is a predicted model, not a curated record.
AAGCGUGAAUCACUGAAGUACUCAAGUAUCUUACUUGUGGAAAAACUCAAAAGUUGUACCAAGUUGAGAAAGAUCUAGUCAAAAUGCAGGAUCCAAAUGAAGACACAGAAUGGAAUGAUGUCCUCCGUGCGAAGGGCAUUAUCCCCCCCAAGCCACAGGAGACGGAGAUGACAGAGGAGGACAUUGUUAACAUGGUAGAAAGUGCAAUACAGGAAAAAUCUGAGGGUAAGCCCAUGGACAAAAUGACCCUAGAUGAACUUGAUGACAUAGAGGAUGAGAUAGAUGAGGAAGAAGAGAGGAUAUUUGAGCAGUAUAGAAAACAAAGAAUGGCAGAAAUGAGGGCAGCACAGAUGAAAGCCAAAUUUGGAGAAGUCCGAGAAAUCACAAAGGCGGAUUAUGUUGAUGAAGUUAAUAAAGCUGGAGAUGGGGUGUGGGUGGUUCUCCAUAUUUACAAAGACUCAAUACCACUGUGUAAACUUCUAAAUCAGCAUCUGUCUCUACUGGCAAGGAAAAACCCACAAGUGAAAUUCCUGAAAAGCAUAUCCUCGUUGUGUAUUCCAAACUAUCCGGACAAGAAUCUGCCGACUAUAUUUCUGUACUUUGAAGGAGACCUGAAGAAACAGUGGGUUGGCCCUUUAAAUUUUGGGGGCAUGAAUUUCAAAUGUGAUGAGUUGGAGUGGAUGUUAGCCAAGGCAGGAGUCCUUGAGACGGAGUUGGAGGCCCCUCCCAAACCAGAGGUCAAGGACGUCAUGAACAUUGCUAUAAAACAAAGCACAAUUAAUGAUACGAACAGUGAUGAUGACAAUGACUGGAACUGAGCCCAUUUAACUUGGAAGGAAUUAUGAUAAUGCUUGAAACACAAUGAUCUGUAAUUGGGUCAAGGCUGAGGGCUCCUUGUUUUAAAUGAGAUCUUAUUUCACCAACUGCUCUUUGAGGAGAAUACAGAAGAUUUUAGGUGGCUCAGUUGCAUCAUGAGGGGAUCUUAAAAGUUGCUUUAUUUAAAACAUUGUGCCAGAGGUCUUUUGUCGUCACUAAGAUCAUGAAAUAUUGUCAAAAUAAUCAGUUUAUUCUCAAAUUGCGCAGUGAAAAUACUAAAAAAA